Molecule: messenger RNA, 852 nt
Organism: Fusarium oxysporum Fo47
Lineage: Eukaryota; Fungi; Ascomycota; Sordariomycetes; Hypocreales; Nectriaceae
Product: Alpha/Beta hydrolase protein
Exons: 1
Coding region: 1-852 (283 amino acids)
Biological process (GO): protein depalmitoylation
Cellular component (GO): cytoplasm
Molecular function (GO): palmitoyl-(protein) hydrolase activity; carboxylic ester hydrolase activity
Source: RefSeq, a predicted model, not a curated record
AUGAGUGACAAAGACAACACGACUAGAAGCCAAAGUGAAGCAUUUGGCCCAAUCUAUAUAAUUGAGCCAAUUGAAUCACACACCCAUACAGCAAUCCUCCUCCACGGUCGAGGAAGCAACGGCGAAGAGUUUGCCCAAGAGCUCUUCGAAGAGACUUUACUAUCGGAUCAGUCCAGCCUCGCGCAGAAACUACCUAAUUGGCGAUGGGUGUUUCCUUCUUCCCGUGAGCUGUGGAGUACGGCUUUCCAAGAAAACAUGCCUGCGUGGUUCGAGGCCCAUUCUUUGACGGAUACUACUGCUCGACAAGACCUUCAAAUUCCGGGCAUCAAGCAGUCGGUCAGUUACGUCAAGAUGAUUCUAGAACAGGAAAUUGAGGGACUUGGUGGAGAUGCAUCAAAGGUGGUUCUGGGUGGAAUUAGUCAGGGUGCAGCAGUAGGAAUGUGGACGUUGCUUUGCCUGGACUCCAUUGAGAGGCCACUCGGCGCAUUCUUCGCUACAAACACUUGGCUUCCCUUUGCUUCCAGUAUCGGAAAAUAUCUAUCACAUGAACCAACGUCACCUAUGGAUGCAGGAACUGAGCUUGUCGCUGGGAUGUUGGCUCAGUCAAAGGUCUCACUUACGCAAUCUCGAGAAAGGCUCCCAUCAACGACUGUCUUUCUUGGUCAUGGAACCGACGAUGCGUAUGUUGAUGUCGAACUAGGAAGAAAGGCGCGAGACAUCAUUAUUCAGGCUGGUUUUACGGUUGAGUGGAGAGAAUAUCAGGGAGCAGAACAAGAGGGACAUUGGUUCAAAGCACCAGAAGAAGUUGACGAUCUGCUCAACUUUCUUGUGACGCACGUGGAAAAAUCGUGA